AGCCUAACUAAGCCUAGAAGUAGUACAGUACUAGCGUUUAUACGACAGAGAAAGAGUUACUUGCUUGAAAAUGUCACAGCAAACACCAAAGGCAGCCUUUCAGAGAAGGUCAUUAAGGUCACCAAGGUCAACUGGAAGAACACCAAGAUCUGCAAAGAAAACACCAACAACCCCAGACAGCACAAGAUCAAGAAAAGGGUUGCGAUCCAGUCGGAAAAAGAUUUGUACUCCAGGAUCAAGUGGGAUACAGACACGUAUCGAUGCCAUGCUGCAGGAUCAGCAGGGUUCCAUUCGCAAGAGAAAUAUCAAACGAGAGAAAGUGGUGAAUGAAAUCUUUGAUUCGGAAAAAAAGUAUCAACAACAAUUAUGCGCAAUUAUACAGUGUUUUUAUAAUCCUGUGCGGAAGAAUGGAAUACUUCCAGAAGAUGCUAUCAGUACCAUCUUCAGUAACAUCACUGCCAUCAAGGCAGUGAACCAGGAGCUUCUUAUUCAUCUGGAGACAUAUAGUGUUGGCAAAGCGUUCCUUCUCCUUGCACCGUCCCUUCGGCUGUAUUCAACAUAUGCCAACAGUUUUGACAAAGCAUCAACAACACUUGAGGAAUGGACCCGUAGGAGCAAAGAGUUUGCUGAAUUCAAACUUCUUCAGGAAUCUAAGACAACAUGCCAUAGUUUGAAACUUCAUGCAUUACUGAUCACACCGAUCCAAAGAAUCCCACGAUAUAAACUUCUUCUUGAAGAACUCUUGGAGAAGACCAGCCAAAGUCAUGAAGACUAUGCACAGUUAAAAGAAGCAGCUAAGCGAGUGAGCGACGUUGCACACAGCAUCAACAAGCAGCUCAAGGAGCAUGAUAACUUUCAGAAGAUGCUUAGCAUUCAAAAUUGUAUGGUUGGCGAUGGUGCCCCCAGAAUUUUGUCUCCUGGGAGACGCUUCAUCAAGGAGGGUGCCCUCAAGAAGGUGUCCAAGAAAGGAAAUAAAUCUCAUGACAGAAUGUUCUUUCUGUUUUCGGACAUUAUGGUGUACGCUAAGCCAACCUUCCUCGAGAACACAGAUUCAGCAACUUCUUUUACUUGUCGUUGCAUCAUUAAUCUAUUGGAUUGCUCCGUGGAAUGCGUUCUCGGGGACCACAAGGUGCCUGGUGCAGGCGCCCUCUUCAAGCUUUCUUUCGGGAAUGACUGUUUGCUGUUGUUUCACGAGGAUCAAAAUAUUGCUUUGUCUUGGAUUGAGGCGAUUAAAGGCACCAUCUCUUUGCUCAAAAGGAAUUCAGCUUCGUUGAUGAAGACUGCAAGCACUGCUGCUCUUUCUCCAAUGAUCAAAAGAAGCCGCGUACGAACAAGUCUUCGUAUCCAUGGAAAACGCAAGAGACCUGAUGGAGAAAGUGAUCCUCCAACAUUUCAAGAUAGUUUGUAUCCAAUGAGGAAAUACCUACAAAGUUUAAAGUUCAAUUCAACUCGGGAAACGCCUUCCAAGAGAUGCAGAUUGGCUAAGAACCAAUGUGAACAAAAACAGUCGAAAAUGAACGAGACCAAAUUCACGGAGGCAGAUUCAAUUUACAAAACACCGAAGAAAACAUUUGAGGAAACAACCUUUUUCACUCCUUCUACGAGCAUGGUCAAUGACACAUCACGUGACCAAAUGUUUCACACUAGUAGGCAGAGUAAAACCCUGUCCUCGAGAAAGCCGAGACCGCGACAUCGUGCACCACGUAAUAUGCAAAGUACUGAGACAAAUAAUGACACAUUUUGCACAAUUCUGUAGAUGUCAUUUUUUUUAGAACAACUAUGAUCUGAACAGAAUUUGUAUUUUUGAUAACCUAUAUUGCACAAGAUUAUUACAAUGUCUUUGAAUUUUAAUCAUGAUAUUUACUACUACUGUAAUUUCUUUUGAGAAUAUCUAGGCACAUAAUCAACUAUAAAUACUAUGAAGUGUGUAUAUUACUACUAUGAAAAAAUAAUAUUAGAAUUAUGUCAAUAUUUCUUUCCUGAAAUUGUCUAAUACAUUCUUAUAUUUUUAGAUAUAUAUAUUUAAUAUCAUUUUGUUCUCUUUUUAUUAUAUAUAAACUACAAUACUGACAGUAUUGUGUAUUUCUAAUGUACUGUAUACAUGACGUAUGGCAAUUUUUUAAUAUUGUUAAAUUACAAAAUGUACAAAAAAAAAAAAAUGUUUUCGGCAGUACUUUAAAACAACUUGUACUGAAUUUUAGAAAUUGUAUUGUCAUUAUUAAGAUAUAUAAUACUUUUUGUACAUUUUUGAAGAUAAAUGAACAGUUUUUGUUUAGAGAUCUGUAUUAUUAUAAUGCAAUAUGUAGACUGCAGAAGUUGAGUAAAAUUCUGCUCUCACACAUUUUAUUUUGGCUCUCUGGUUAUUAGUUUUAUUGUUCUAAAAUAUUUAACCUUGGAGAAAAACGCCUAUAGGCCGCCUAUAGGUUCCUAUAGGCCGCCUAUAGGUUCCUAUAGGCCGCCUAUAGGUUCCUAUAGGCCGCCUAUACGAUCCUAUAGGCCGCCUAUAGGAUCCUAUAGGAGCCUAUAGGCCCCCUAUUGGAUCCUAUAGGACAUUUUUGUUAGGGUUGACAUGUAAGUUAUGAAAUUAUUCAAUUUUAUGCCAAAUCUGAAUGUGCAGGACAACCUUGUCUUACAAAUUAUUUCUAUCAGAAAAGAUGUCAUUACACUAUUCGGACCCAAAGCUGGUAACCUCUUAAAUUAUUGCAACUUUUCUUUAUUCCAACUAUAGAAUUUUGACAGUGCUUUUAAUGUUCAUUUUGUAUUUGAUAUUAAGUGAUGUUUGUGUGUAUAACUCUUUUUAAGUUUUCUAUGUAAAUACUGUAUUUAGUUUUGAAUUUUUCACACCAUUCAAUUAGAAGCACUUUUAUAUAGAAGAAUAAAAAAUAUAUAUUAAAUA
Molecule: messenger RNA, 2896 nt
Organism: Anneissia japonica
Lineage: Eukaryota; Metazoa; Echinodermata; Crinoidea; Comatulida; Comatulidae
Product: rho guanine nucleotide exchange factor 39-like
Exons: 11
Coding region: 71-1756 (561 amino acids)
Biological process (GO): intracellular signal transduction
Cellular component (GO): cytoplasm
Molecular function (GO): guanyl-nucleotide exchange factor activity
Source: RefSeq, a predicted model, not a curated record